Molecule: messenger RNA, 2018 nt
Organism: Lytechinus variegatus (green sea urchin)
Lineage: Eukaryota; Metazoa; Echinodermata; Echinoidea; Temnopleuroida; Toxopneustidae
Product: G-protein coupled receptor GRL101-like
Exons: 5
Coding region: 134-1447 (437 amino acids)
Biological process (GO): G protein-coupled receptor signaling pathway
Cellular component (GO): membrane
Molecular function (GO): protein binding; G protein-coupled receptor activity
Source: RefSeq, a predicted model, not a curated record
GAGUGAAAACGGCAUUAGCGGAAUAGAGGAGGGAACCUUUGAAGGAUUAUUGUCACUGAGAAUUUUGAAUCUAUCAUCAAAUAAUUUGAAGUAUCUACGUCAUGGAAUCUUCGACGGUCUGGAAAACCUGAGAAUGUUGGAUCUGAGCUACAACCCCAUACUACAUAUCGACGAGGGAGUAUUCGCUACAUUAAGGAACAUUAUAUAUUUAUUUUUUGUUGAAGUAUACAUACCAUCUCUAGAACCAGAUGUCAUAAGCAAUCUUUCUUCUCUCACGACAGUUUCAGCGUCUGACAACAGGCUUUGUUGCCUUGUUAACGACCAAGAGAAUGUCACCUGUGCCCGGACCUCUGCUAGGAGCCCACUGGAAACAUGUGGCAGACUUUACCCAAGCGCCGUACUGGGGAUCUUUGGCUGGAUGAUAGGUCUAACUGCUCUGGUUGGAAACAUCGUGGUGCUCGCUCUGAGAUUUCACCAGCACCAGGAAUUAAGUGUCCAAAUUCUUCUGAUUAUAAAUUUAGCUGUUGCCGAUUGUUUAAUGGGAGUCUACAUGAUCUUUAUAACAUCAGCAGAUAUACAUUUUGGCGAUAUCUUCUUUCUAGUUGCUCCUUGGUGGCGGCAAUCUAUUGUAUGUAAGGUGGCAAGUGUUCUGGCUUUCCUAUCAAGUGAACUAUCCGUUCUAACAUUAGCCCUCAUUACCCUUGACAGGCUUAUAUGUAUCAUAUUUCCAUUUGGGAAAUACCACUUGAAUGUCAAAAUAACUGGUGUGUUUCUGGUCGUUGCAUGGUUAACUGUCCUUGUAGUUGGUGUCCUGCCGUAUGUAAUUUAUUCAGAUCUGUCCGGCAUCUAUGGCCUUUCAGAUGUUUGUCUUGGUUUACCACUUCAUGUUGAUUCAGGAGAAACCGGGUUAUUACGUUUCCAGAGAGAAUUACCUUGGUCGGAGGAAUUCAUAGUCGUCUACGAGGCAAUCAGCAGUGACAUCCGACCGUCUUGGAUAUAUUCAGUUAUUAUCUUCAUCGGUGUGAACGCAAUAUUAUUCUUGUUCAUCUUAAUCUGCUACAUCUCGAUGUUCGUCGAAGUUAAAAGAUCAACUCGAUCUGUCGGAAACUCGGAAAUGAGAUGGAGGGAAAUCAAAGUCGCCAGGAAAAUGGCGUUUAUCGUAGGAACUAAUUUUGCCUGCUGGAUGCCGAUUGUUAUCAUGGGUAUUCUUACACAGACAGGUCUGGUGGUCCUACCGUCGUCGUUAUACGCCUGGGUCGUCAUUUUCAUAUUACCUAUUAACUCUUCAAUUAACCCGAUCAUCUAUACGUUCUUGAAUCUUCAUGUCAGAAGACGAAGAAAUAAAAGGGACACGUCGGCUCUUAAUUCUGUUUCAAGGAAUGUAGAUUUUAAAAGAAUACAUAGACGUUCAAGAAAUAAUAGCCUUACAAGGGAAACUCGUGCAUAAAAAUUGUCGAAAUCGAAGUUACUCGAUAAUCCAUGAUCACUCUUAAGAUUUGAAGACCUUUGAAACUAUAGGGUCGGGUGAAUGUUCCACCAUUGUCGCGUAAAUACAAAUCUUUAUUGUUAAGAAGUCACACGUACAUGAAUGGCUUCAUGUCAAUUUGUAUUUCUCGCGAUCAUGAAAAGUAAAUUAUGCAAGAUUUGGCAACGUUUUUCCCAAUGUCGCAAUAAUACGACAUGACAAGAUCAUAUAUCCGGCCAUGUUGACGUGAUAAGUUUAUUAAGUCGACAUAGCAGAUUAAAACAUCGCUUUCUUGACAACUAGAUGGCACUGAAAGCUUCCGUAUAUACCUGAGUACGAUGAAAUACUCGUAUAUUACCCUGUUUUACCCUGAACGUACUGUAUUUAAAUUUUAAAUGACUGUACAUUUAUAUUGACACUUAAAUGGAAAUGUGUUUUAUUUGUUAGUGUUAUUUUAGAAUCUACACAUUUCCUAAUUGUGAGCUUGUAAGUCGACGUAAAUAUAUAUUGACAUUAAUGUAUACGUUAUAUAUCAAUCAAUUAUAGGUGUUUC